Tricharina praecox is the source of this 2502-nucleotide messenger RNA. RefSeq names its product ATP synthase regulation protein NCA2-domain-containing protein. NCBI's taxonomy places the organism in Eukaryota, Fungi, Ascomycota, Pezizomycetes, Pezizales, Pyronemataceae. Bases 232 to 2319 code for a protein of 695 amino acids. Gene Ontology annotation, cellular component: mitochondrial outer membrane. The transcript has 3 exons. The record is from RefSeq and is a predicted model, not a curated record.
AUCAGCUUUGUAGCCAAAGAGAGAGCUCGAGACGUGCCAGCCAGGUGACACUAAACCGAUAGUCUCGUUCAAUCAUGAUCCUAGUUUCCGCUCCCGCCAGAACCCAUUCCAGCCCGUAGUUAACUCCCCCCACUUUGUUCGCCAUCAACUGCAAGCACCAUCCACUCACCGCUCGUGCCCUUCACAUCACUCCUCUCUUCAAAGUUUGUUAGUUGAGGGUUCUCUGGCGUGAUGACGUUCGCCUCAGCCCAGAUUCGUCGCCUCGAUGCUUCACUCGAAAAACUCCAACUAACCCAGCUCGAGCGGAUACCGAUCACCGAGCCCCCAUCCGCUACUGAUUCCCACCGCAGCUUUGCCGCCGAAUCCGUAACGGCCCACCAUGACCGACAGCGACAAUUCGUCCCCUCAGAGCACGCACAAACCCUCCAGCGGGUGAUCCGCCAGCUAGGAAGCGCCGUAGACGGGAAUCAGUCAUCACAAAAGCUGAUGGCCCUGCUGAAAGAGGCGAACAUCACAAAUGCGGCGGCAGGAUUCAAUGCGGCUGAGGCCGGGGAACAUAGGACGUAUGAGCGCGAGCUGGAGUGGUUGCUGCUCAGCAGGGCGGCGAUUCAAACUUACGGGAUUGUUCUUAACUCGCUCGUUGAUCAGACGCUCCCGCUGUCGCAAGACUUGUUUUAUUGGGAUGAGGUGCUGUCGAGUUACCGGUACACUGCGCUGUACUGUUUGCAGACAUCGCCGCACAGGCUGCUGGCGUUCUCAAAGGAGGUACUAGCGGAGAGCCGGAGGCGGUUGAAGGAGCUUCAGGAGAUGGAGCGGCCACAGUUUAUGCGUCCCGGUUCCCCGUUAUCACCAAGAAAUGAACCUCGGCAGCAGGAAGAGCAGCCACGGAAGUCUGAACCAUUGUCGGAAACGGCACGGAAAUUCUACGGAUUGGUGAAGAAUACGCUUCAUGACCGGGUUACCCUCCACCGCUUCACUGCCAUGUCUCCGUUCUCCCUCGCCAGACACGAGAUCCGUGAGAAGCAAGCUAGCAUCCGGAAGCUGCGUGAGAUGCAGGCGUCGGCGCUGGGACUGCUGAUUGGCGAGGGCCUUUCGUUCGAGUUUGAUGGUGACCAUGACGAAUGGCGGGGUAUCAUCGAGCGCGCGGUGUCGUUGAUGGAGAAUGUUGUGCGCAACGUCUCCCUGGUUGAAGCACAAUCACUGAAUGAAUUCGAAGAAAGCGUCUUCGACUUUCACUCGGAGGAGGGAGAGGAAAAUACGCACGGAUCGUCAGGUUCCUUGCAGAUAAAAACAAACAAUCCCCCGAAUAAAGCCACUGCGGCGCUCUGCGCGCACCUGCAAGACAUACUGGUCCAGCACCUACCGGCGCAAGCCACCGCUUCAAGGGAGAUCAUGAGCACGCACGGCCGACCCUCCAAGCUCACCCGGUACUGGCUCCCCGCAACAGCACUUCUACUAUCGUCCACGACGAUCCUCCGCAUCCUCGUCAACCGCCAGGAGGAGAUCAAAACGUGGAUCAUGGAGCUCGGUACGACGAUCAUCGACUUCUGGGCCAACUGGGUAGUCGAGCCAACACGCAAAGUCAUCGGCACCAUCCGCCACAGCGAGGACUCGGAGGUGGCGCUCAUGAGCCGCAAGAGUCUGGCGGCAGACAUGGAGAGUCUGGAGCGCAUGGUCGUCGACUUCGCCAUCGACAAUCCCAACGGCACGGGGUCCCUCUCCACCCAGGAAAUCGAGCUGGUUCGCGCAAACGUCAAAGAGGGCGAUCUCACCCCUGUCCUCAAAGCCUACGAGCACGACCUCCGGAAGCCUUUCCAGGGCGCUAUCAAGGGCGAGCUCGUACGUGCCCUUCUCAUCCAAAUCCAGAAGACAAAGGUCGACGUCGAAGUCGCCAUCACAGGUAUCGACCGCUUGCUUAAGUCGCAAGAGCUCGUCUUCGGCUUCGUCGGACUGACCCCAGGACUCUUCAUCUCUGUCGUCACCGCGCGGUGGAUCGCCGGGAUGUUUCGCGGGAAGCAGCAGAAGGGCGGGCAUCAGCGUGCACAAAUCGUUAGGAGACUGCGAAAUGUCGACAGAAUCCUUACGGGCAGUGGCGCCAUCAGGGGGCAGAACGAGGGUUGUCUGAACUACAAGGAGCACGGGCUGCUGCUGUGCGAGGUCCACGUCCUUAUGGAGGACGCGAGGAUGGUGCUUAACCGCACGCUGUUGGGCGAUUUCGUGGCGGACCUGGAGGAGCUGGUCGAUGUGAGGGGCGGUGUCAAGAAGCAAUUGAAGGUUGUCGAGAGGAUUCGAUGGGCGUAUGCACGUUGGCUGAAGUAGGUUGAUGGAGGUUGCAUAUUAUCGGUGGCAUGGAGACAUCUUUCGGUAGCCGAUAGAAGUUGUGUUUCGAGCAUACCUGUACCUGUACCUGUUCUCUACUGUGCCUACCAAGUAGUUACAAAUUUGAACGCCUCAAGUAGAAGCUGGAUAUGUAACGGUAUUGCUAUCACUCGUGUCUUCGGG